GGAUUACAAAUGGUAAAUAGCUACUAAAAAAAAAUAUCUAAUGUUGAAUAAAGCUGUCGGUGCUUUACAGGCAGUAUUGAGUGCAUUCACUGCUUCUUCAAAUGUCACUUAUAACGUUAUCUCUUUGGUGCCCAACAAUCAGACAUUAGGUGUCAUUGUAGAUAACCAGCUAUAUCCUUUAUCCAUGGCAAGAGAGACUUCGAUUAUCUUUUAUACAGGCCAAGCUCCUCGAGCCGAUAAGCAAUAUAAAUAUGCUCAUAUAUCAAAAGAUGGGUAUGAUAUCAUUAAUCAAGAGAAGUUUUCUCGAGACCCAACCAAGGGCUCUUCUUCAACGCUCAACGAGUAUUAUGGCAGAUCUUGGAACUCAAAAAAACUUGAUCAGAUCCCAACAAUAAGGGAACAAUUACCUUUUAUCAAUCGAAUCUCUUCUGAUCUUCAUAUUGAUGGUGAAAUUCCUACUAUCCAUUUCUUUGGAAACCAAUCUGCCAUUGAUCGUAUACAUGUAAAUCAAAGAGAAAGUAUCAAUAUAGAUCUAAAUAUGACAUAUAUCAGUCCUCAUAAAAUCAAGAUUUAUCCUAAAGUUACAUUUGCCAUUUCAGGUCACAGCACUCGCUUCAAUAAUAAGGUGUCUUACAAGUUUAGAGUACCUAAAGAAGAUACUCUAUUCGGAUACCACCAUUUAAAGUUGAGAUCAAUUUCUACAGACAAAACUUAUAUGAGAGACAAUUUGGCGUAUGAUAUUACUGAAUCAAUUGGGCUACCUUCUUCAAAGCAUAGCUAUGUUCGUGUCUAUAUUAACGACCAAGCUGUCGGUUUGUUUGGAUUAGCUGAAAUCUUUAAAAAACAAUGGGUUCGCAAUGAAAUGUCUUUUGGAAAGAAGAAUAAGCAUCUUAAUGCUCUAUAUGUUGCUGAUAUUAAGACAGGGCGCGGAAAGAAUUCCGAUUCGACUUAUCUUGGCAAUAACAUCGAUCUUUAUAGCGCAGGUUACUAUGGAGUCAAAGCAAGUUCAGCUCGUGGCACAGCCAAUUUUUCUCGUAUCAUGGACUUAACCAGAUUUAUAUCUGAACAACUCAACGCCACUAACAUUGAUGAUUCCGUUGUACCUCUUUGGAAGGAAAAAAUAGAUGUCGAUAGUCUCCUGCGCAUGAUUGCCUUAGAGAUUGUUAUAUCAAACUCGGAUGCUUACUUAACUAUGGCUAAUAACUAUAUUUUAUACGACGAUUAUGAAUCUGAUCGUGUUGCAUUUUCCGCUCAAGACUUUGAUUUAACGAUGGGUUCUGCUAUCAAUAAUGCUGGUUUCUCUACUCGUCCUCUUACUUCAAGUCUGAUAAGGGUACCCAAAUUUAAGCAAGACUUGGAGCGGUUGAUUUAUAGAAUGACAAAGGACCUUGUCAAUACAAAAUUAUUGGCACCUCGUAUUGAAUCACUAAGAGAUUUCCUCUUGGAGGAUGUUGUUUGGGAUCAAAAUCUGCCUCGUUUAGGUAAAGGCUUAAGAAGACCUGGCCACAAUAAUGAUAAUGACUCAAAAAUGGAACCUGAAACUGCCUUUUUAGCAGCCAUUCAUGGUCCAACAAACUCAACACGAUCCAUGGCUUUGUUAGAUUGGAUUGAAUUUCGAAGUAACAAUAUCCUGGACUUUUUUGAACGAUUGAAAUAAAACUUUUCAUUUUUUUUGUAUUAUAUUGAAGUUGGCCUCAGAAGGAUCAAUUGGAAAAAAUUUAACUUUUGUAUUGCGCAUUCUGUAUUCGCAACGAACAGCGUGCUC
This is a messenger RNA of Gilbertella persicaria, 1765 nucleotides long. RefSeq names its product coth protein-domain-containing protein. NCBI's taxonomy places the organism in Eukaryota, Fungi, Mucoromycota, Mucoromycetes, Mucorales, Choanephoraceae. The transcript has 3 exons. The coding region runs from base 41 to 1657 and encodes 538 amino acids. The record is from RefSeq and is a predicted model, not a curated record.